AUUGAUUGUUUUUGCUGAAACAGCUGUUGGAAAUAUUGUUGUUGUCGUCUUUGUGUCUGGCAGGUGGAAAAUAAUUGGAUUACCUUUGGAUAAAUCAAAGCAAAGCCCAUCACCAAUCAAGAAUAUGGCCACGGUGCGCAUUCCUAAACAGAAAGUAAUCCUUUGUGGGGAUUACGGAGUGGGAAAAAGUUCCCUAUUCCGACGCUUUGCCACAAACACCUUUGUUACGGACACGGAUAGGAAGUCCACAUUGGGAUUGGAUCACAUUGAUCGAGAAUAUAGUGUUAAUGAAAAGCAGAUCAAGCUCCAACUUUGGGACACUGGUGGCAUGGAGCGUGUAGCUUCGGUGACCUCUUCAUACUACAAAUUUGCCGAGGGUGCAAUCCUCGUGUUUGCUCUGGACAACGCAGCCUCCUUUCAUUCCCUCUCCCAGCACUUACUGGAUAUAGUGACAUAUGCAGAAAAUGCGAAAAUCUUUAUCUGCGGCAACAAAAGCGACUUGGAGGGAAGAGAGCCCGAAGUAAGUGAUGAGGAGGUGGAGGCUUUCUGCGAGCAGUGUCAUUCCCUGAUUAGCGCGACCUACAAAACCUCAUGCCGUAGCGGCGCCGGUGUAGAGGAGAUGUUUCGUGACAUUUCACGGCAACUAGUCCAUGCCAAUCGAUCCAAGAUGGAGUUGCAGGCUCUGGAGCACAAAAGCUUCCAAGUGGAUUCAGCCUCCGAUGCGGUAAACGAAGAGGACGCGUCUUCAUGUGGCUGCUAGCAGUUGGGGAACAUUGAAUUUGGCUAGGCAAUAGGUCAAUGGCCUGGCUAGGUUCAAUGGGUGCGCAGAAAUGUAUUUUUAAUAAUUUUGUUUAUUUAUUAACAUUUUUUGGCUAUGCUUAUGGUUUUUAGAAACACAUUUAUUUCGAAUUUACAUGAAAUAUGUACGUCCCGAACGUGAAAA
Drosophila bipectinata is the source of this 943-nucleotide messenger RNA. RefSeq names its product RAS oncogene family member RabX6 (gene RabX6). Gene Ontology annotation, cellular component: endosome. Gene Ontology annotation, molecular function: GTP binding; GTPase activity. Gene Ontology annotation, biological process: vesicle-mediated transport. NCBI's taxonomy places the organism in Eukaryota, Metazoa, Arthropoda, Insecta, Diptera, Drosophilidae. The record is from RefSeq and is a predicted model, not a curated record.